AUUCAUUUGGUUUGAGAGUUCGGAACGUAAAAAAUAAAAAAAAAAAAAAUGGCCUGAGAUGGAAGACACGUUCUCGAUAGUGGAUUCUCACAACUCUGCCCUUGGGGCAGGGAUGUUCGAAAGCAAUGAGCUUAUGGAAGCACCUGAAGAGGAGGACAUAGAUCUGAUGAAUGAUGAGACGUUUGGAGGCGAAAUCGAUGAGGACUUUGACUGGGAGGAACAGCAUGAGAAGUUGAUUGAGGUGGGGGACAAAGUUCUCUAUGGGCGACCUUCCCGAGAUUCCGACAUAAAGAACUACACCAGUCAGGAGGAGUAUAUGGAACAAAGCAUCAGUCAGCUGGUUGUUGAAGAUGAAGAGAUGGAUGACCCGGCCAUCGUCAAUGUCAGCAAAAACAGACCCAUACCUCAGAAACACCAGAAUCUGGACGAUUUGUUUGGACCCUCCUCCCCUCCAGCCCUUCUUGACACCGAACAUCUGGUAUCUCCGACUAGCAGAAAUAUCUGGGGGUCUCCCGUCAAAGAGACGCAUGUACCCCCAUCAGUCAACAACCUCCAAACUUUGUUUGAGUUUGCCAAAGCAGCUUCCAGUUCUACACACACAAAGGGUGGCCCAGUAGUUUCUACCCCGGGGAGGACCCUGGAAGAGCUAGAGCAGCAAUUACUUCCUGGUUCAAAAGGUCAUGCAAUGACAGCAGAGGACUUGGAGCGGCAGCUUCGCGGAGAGGAUAAGAUGUCGGCCCCUCCCCCUGAGCCUCAACUGCACCACCCCCCUCCUGGAUUUCCGCCUGGGUUAUCACCCGGAUUAUCAGGAUUAAGAAACCAAACUCCUCAGCGUUUCCCUCCAGGAUAUGGCCCGUACAUACCAAUGAUGGAUGACCGGCGAUCACCCAUGGGGCAGGGGCCUUAUCCUCCACGGAAUGGGGAAGGGCAUCCAGGGGCCACGCCCCCUGGUCCCAUCCCACCGCAUCUGCUGAACGGUAGGAGAUCCCCACUGGGGACAAGCCCAACCACUCCCCAGAAUCAUAGAUCCUCGCCUGUUAUGUUGCAUAGGCUUUCUCCUCACUCUGCUUCAGGUAUCGGGCAUGUGUCCCCUCCCUCAGGUAGGGUGUCUCCGCUCUCCUUUAGUCUGUCCCCCUCCUCUUCUCCUGGCUCCCCGCAGCUCUCUCUACUGGCUGCCUUUGCUAAAAGGGCACUGCAAACCAUCAUGGGAAACCGUAUGCCCACCGCUCCUAUUGGUAUCCCCCGGCCCCUGCUGCGAGGACCCCCUCCACACAGUCCAUAUAACAGCCCAGGCCCCCGACAAAGCCCACACGGUGGUCACUACGGCCCGCACCACGACAGUCCAUACGGCCCCCAGCACAGCAGUCCGUACGGCCCCCCCAACCCCGGAUCUUAUCCUCCAGUUCAGGGCAGUCCCGGAGGUCCAAGACCGCCCCACUCAAUGGGUUACUCAGAUCCCAGAAGGGGACGUGGGCGUGUUCAUUUCAGAGGACAUAACCGUGGAAACUACAGCAAUACAGACAACAGAGAGGGCUAUUCAGAAGGUCACGACCCUUCCAAGUUUGAUCAAGGUUAUCACCUAGAUAAUCGUGAAUAUCGCCGAGAUUACCGUGACAACCGGCGAGAAUAUGACCGUCGGCGAUAUUACCAUUACAAUCCGGACGAAGACAGGAAGCGGUCUGUGGAUGCUUACGCUGGGCUCAUGACACAAAAGGAAAAAGACUGGAUCAUCAAAAUCCAGCUGAUCCAACUCCAGACAGAAAAUCCGUACCUUGAUGAUUUUUAUUACACUACUUACUCUCUGAAGAAGAAGGCCGAGGAGCGACAAAAGAACCACCAGAAUGGAAUAAUGGAUGACAAAGACCCGGAACUGAAUCUUAUCAUCCCUGCCAUGGCCAAGCUGGAAACAAAACCGUACAAACCAGCCCAGUUUGAGGGGUCCCUGGGACGACUAACUACAUCCAGUGUUCACAAUCCGAGGCAGAUUAUCGAUGUUCGAAGUGAUGGCAAAUCCCAAUCCGAGGAACCCAAAAAUGUCUCUAAAGAGCUACGUCGCAGUCGGCAGCUGCUCAUGGAAAUAGAAAAUGGCUACAAUUUGUUAUUAGAUGUGGAUGACAUAGAAAAGAAAAUACUAGCUUUGCCAGAAGAAGCGAGAAAACCGUUAUAUGAGGACAGAAAGAACAUGCUGACUGAUCUGUACAAAUAUUUGUUGUGUCCUGGAAAUAAAGAACACUUUCUCUCCAUCAUGUCCAUCCGAAAGGGGAGGAAACUGGUGGCUCGGGUACUGCCCCUUCUAGAGAAGAUUCAGGCGGAAAAUCUGGUACAGUUACUGCUAAAAAACAUGACUCACCUAAUCAAGAAGGACCAGGGUGAUGAGGGAUUGAUGUGUCUCCACGAUUCAGUUAUCCGAGUGAUUGAAAACUGUGAUCUCCAAAACCUCGUCAACUUUGCCACAGAGUUGAAGGAAUCGGGACAGAACCAGUCCAAGACUGCCGCUGUGGCCAUACAGAACAAGUUUGGAAGUUCGUUGGUAUGCAGCCUGUUACACCGCGGUGAAGUCCUCCAUGUUAACACCUCCCCCCUGGACAUGGACAACCAGCUGGAGUCUCUAUGGUGUCAAUUUGUACACGAGUUCGCUGGAAUCCUCGCUGUUGUUCCCACAGAAUCUCUGGUGCACCCCAAACAUCACCACGCCACAAUCACGGAACAUUUAGAUCGUCUCCUCAACAAAAAACUCAUAGCGGUCAUCGAAGACAAGGUCAAGCUGUUCACUGAACCAGAGCGGGCUGUGUGAAACCAGCUAUAUCAAAUCUAUUUAUGAUGAUAUUGGUGAAAAUUCAGUUCCAUUGUGAAAGUGAUUUUUUUAAAAAAGUGUGUUUAGAAAAUCGGUUUUUUUUUUCGAAGUCAAUCCCAGAUUAUGUACUGUAUGUGUGACAGUGAUUUUGUGGAUUGAUUAUUUUGAUCUUCAAUAAUGUCAUAUUCGUGUGGAUGUAGAUUUUGAACAUCAGUACAUGUGUACAUUUCAUAGAAUACCAUGUUUUGACACGUUGUGCGAGCUGAUCAUCUGAUGGAAUCAUAAAUAGUAUGAAAAUAGUGAUCAGAAAUGCUUUACAAAGAACGACAUCCACAUUUAUAUAUGGUUUUGGUCUGAGAUGCUUCCCUGAAAUGACUUAGUUGUUUUUUAAGCAUAGCAUGUACAGAUUAUUUAAAUUUGAUGGAAAGUGAAUACACAAGUUUCUGAUGCAUGUUCUGCAUAAAGAAAACGUGCUUGUGACAUUACACUUUUUUUUUCUGGAUUUUUUAAAAAGUGAGAAGUUGAGCUCGCUAUUCAUAUUGUUACAACAAGUCUAUCAUUGGCAGGAUAGUUAAUCUUGUUCACUAAGCUGAUCAAUGGUUUAGAAUAAAAGAAAAAAUUCCAUUAUUUUCCAAAAAUUGACCAUGGAAAAUACAAUGCGGAUGUGAAGUUUCAGGAAAAUGGCUCGAAAUCGACCCUUAAUAUUUAAUAUUAUGGUUUUGUCACAUAAGAAUUGAAGUUAGAAAAAAUGCAUUAAAAAUUACAAAACAUCAAAUUUUCACAUUAUUAAGGGACCAUAUUAGGCUCCUACAAUAUAUACAUGUAGUAGUUCCUUCUUAGCGUAAACAUUUGAUCACUUAUUCAAUAUUUUCAUAGCUAAUGGAAGCAAUCUUACAAAUUUCUCAUCGUUCACGAACCAGUAUGAAUUUUCUGGAAUGUACUGUGAAUGAUGUGAAGCCAUUCAUCAGUGUUAGUAUCGUGAUGGGAAUGUCCAACACCUCUCCCCCGUGUGUUUCAGAGUUUAAUAUAAUGUCAGAGGUGAAGGUCAUUUGAUGGCCUGCAUAGUCUCCAUUGUACAAAACGUUUUUGAUCAAAUGUUGAAUUUUUUCUCAUUUUACAUCAUUUGUAUCGUCGUCAUUUACAUAACCAGUACAAUAUUCAUUUACUUAUCAUCAGUUAAUUCAGUUUAUCAUUUGGAAUAUCAUAUUUACCCCCAAAAAACCGUCUUGCUAUCUGAACUGUACCUAGGUUCUGUAGACAGUCAUGCGGGACAUAUACUGGGGGAAUAUGGUGCACAUAUCAUAUCGUACAUAAUGGAUUAAUUUAAAGUGUGACCCUAUGUUUGGAUUGUAAUCAUUUCCUGUAACCUGUAAAGCUAAUAUAAUUUGUAACGAUAGUGGCUGUGAUAAGGGGAGCUAAACCUGAGCUGGUUGACCCAGAUUGUAAGUUGUAGAUGGAGAAGGUUUGUACAGUGAGGAGAAAUUCAAUUUUGUACCUAUUAGUUUAUUUGAGGUCUGUGGGGCGAUAUUUGUUAAGCCCAGGCGAUAUAUGUUUAGGCCUUAAAACACGGACCAAUUGUCUUUCACCGAGUAUUAUAGUGCUUCUGUCACACAUGAUUUGUAAAGUAAAAAUUUGCAGAUGAAAAAAA
This is a messenger RNA of Ostrea edulis (European flat oyster), 4442 nucleotides long. RefSeq names its product protein PAT1 homolog 1-like. Gene Ontology annotation, biological process: deadenylation-dependent decapping of nuclear-transcribed mRNA; P-body assembly. Gene Ontology annotation, cellular component: P-body. The record is from RefSeq and is a predicted model, not a curated record. Gene Ontology annotation, molecular function: RNA binding. The coding region runs from base 59 to 2794 and encodes 911 amino acids. Lineage: Eukaryota; Metazoa; Mollusca; Bivalvia; Ostreida; Ostreidae. The transcript is spliced from 20 exons.